Molecule: messenger RNA, 1260 nt
Organism: Prorocentrum cordatum
Lineage: Eukaryota; Dinophyceae; Prorocentrales; Prorocentraceae
Source: the annotation of a GenBank genome assembly
AUGCUGCUGCAUAUCGGAUGGCCCGCCCGCCUGGUGAAGGAUCGCGUGGCUCGCCUCAAGCUCCCCGACUGCGCGACGCGGUUGGAGAGGGCCAGGGACGCGGUCCUGCGCAUCAAGGAGGCCUCCGAGAAGUGGGAGGACGGCUUGGACUUCUCGAAGGAGAAGGAGCACAUCAUGCGGCGCGUCAAGGAGUGGCGCGAUGAGGUGAACCGGUUCCGUCGGCACGAGAGUGGGCUGCAGGCGAUCGUCGCCAGGAAGGGCGCCGAGAAGAGCAAGCAGGCGCGGGAGUGGCGCUUCGUGCGCGACAAGGUGCGCACCUUCUUGUCCAACAAGAAGUUGCCAGAUGCCGUGGCCAUGGUGGCGGCGAACUGGCUCACCGAGCUCGGGAUGCCCGUGGGCGAGUACGGCAUCAAGAUGGACUAUGAGGCCGUGCCGCAGCUCCAGCCCAGCGCCAUGACGUUUUCCUCUUUCGUUGAGCCUUUCGUGAUCGUCAGGCCGCAGAUGGUUGAGGACAGUCACCAGAACCAGAUCCAGCGCUUCUGGGCGGGCGUCUUCAAGAACCAGAUGAAGGACGUCGUGUCCAAGAUGUGCGAGGUCCGCGACUUCAUGAAGACCCACGGGAUGGAUACCAGUUGGGGGACCGUGCCGUUCACACCUGACUUCUCCUUCGACAUCGCCGACUCCGAGGGCGCGCAGACGACGCUGCAGCCGUUGAAGGAUCUGCGCAUGGCGGUCUAUUGCCGUAACACAGGCGAGUGGCAAAGCAACGCGCAGUCAUUCCCGUGGGGCCACGCGCCAGUCUGGGUGCAACAGUUCGUGGGCAUGUCGAUCGUCGCUGUUGCUGACCCCGCCUGGGUUGCCGACCACGUCGACUACAACGGUUUCGUGGAGGCGGCCGACUCGAGUGCGCUCUACAAGGUCAAGACCUGUCUGCUUCGGGAGGGCAGCGUGUUGUUCGUGCCGAUGGGGUUCGUUGCCUUCCUGGUGCCCAUCCCUCCGAACGUCGACUGGGAUUCGAAGAAGCCGAGCCUGAAGGAUACUGCGAAGCCCUCCACAGAGGUCAAGCAUUGCGCGUGCUUCGGCGUGUCUUUGUUCUUGGAGGACGGCGUCCUCGAGAAGACGUCGCCGCUGGCGCGCGCCGCUGCGUGCGCAGCGUGGGCCCAGGCGAAGACGUCCCAGCUGCCCAAGAGCAUCCGCACGAGCACCGUGGUCGGCGAGUGGUUCGAGAAGUGCGGCGAUGGCCUGAAGAUGGAGAACAUG